UAUGGUGCUUAUCUAUAUACAUUUUGCCGAGGACUAAGCGUGCUACUCGGCAGUCGGCAGUCGGCACACCUUGCAAAUUAUUUUAUUCUUAUUGCCCACUUCUAUAACCUACCACAUUUUUGCACAAUUUAAUCCUUGUUUACCUUUUUAUUACUUAGAUUAUUUAUAGCAUCCGGAUGUUUUUGACUUUUAAUUUUUUUUUAUUGUUUAGUUCAACCAUAACUUCAUAAAACGUAUGUUGAAAUUACGUAUAACUCGAAAGUUUAAAAUAUCGUACAAAAGUUGCUCUGGAAUAAAGUUUGGAGGCUAGACCAAGAACUUCAACAUGGAAGAAAAUCAUUUUGAAAGCACAGAUAACACAAUCAAUUCUAAAACCGAUAAAACAAAAUCUACUACAGAAUUUUUAGAUUCAGAAAGAAAAAAAGUCCAAGAGCAUGAAAGUGACAGGGACGUGCGGACAGAGACUCCAGAGACUCCAGACAGUGAAACUGUAGUCAUAGAUGUUCAGGAAUACCAAAACAUUAGUCCUGGUUCAGAUUGUGACAUUGAAGAUAAUCUCAAUGAUGUAGCUUCAGAUCAGAAAGAACCCGAAAUCAAUAUGGAUGAUCUUCCAGAAACAGUUACAUUACUGACCACUAAGGAAGGUGGUAAAUGUUAUUUAAUCGGAACAGCACACUUUAGCAUAGAAAGUCAAAAUGAUGUUUCUAAAGUGAUACAAGCUGUACGGCCACAUGUUGUCAUGGUUGAACUUUGUUUAGAUCGAAUUCAUGUACUUCAAUUGGAUGAAGAAACUAUUCUUGAAGAAGCUAAGAAUUUGGAUUACAGUAAAGCCAUGGAUGUUAUUAAAAAAAAUGGUGUCCACAAAGGAUUAUUUUACAUUUUAUUAUUGAACAUGUCUGCAAAUAUUACUAAAGUGCUAGGGUUAGCCCCAGGAGGAGAGUUUCGAAGAGCAUUGAAAGAGGCUAAAAAAAUUUAUAAUUGUGUUAUACAUAUGGGUGACAGACCCAUUAAAAUAACAUUUGCUCGAGCACUAGCUGCUUUAACUUGGUGGCAGACUCUGAAAUUAACUUGGAAUCUCUUGACAGAAACUGGACCUAUUACUCAAAGUGAAGUUGAGAAAUACAAAGCCAAAGAUGCUCUUGAAAAAAUGAUGGAAGAGUUGAGUGGAGAAUACCCAGUGAUAAAAAAAGUUUUUGUAGAAGAGCGCGAUACAUAUUUGACUUACUCUCUGCAGUUGGCAUGCCGAACUAGAAUACAUCCUAACGGUGUAAAGGAACCUACUAGAGUAGUUGGUGUGGUUGGUGCAGGUCACACUCUUGGAAUUGUUGAAAAAUGGGGUAAAGUUACUGCAGAUGAUAUUCCACUUAUUAUGAGCAUACCCCCACCCUCAUUAACGAGUAAAGUUCUGAAGUUUACACUCAAAGCUUCUGUUGUAGGCGGUGUUAUAUUUGUAGGAUAUAAAUUUAUUUUAAUACCAACUGGUAUAGCUAACUCAAUGCAAAAUAUUUUAAAAAAAUGUGUUUCUUUUGUCCCAAUGCUGCUAUCGGAGUAAAGCUUCUUAUACUAUAUCU
Molecule: messenger RNA, 1571 nt
Organism: Trichogramma pretiosum
Lineage: Eukaryota; Metazoa; Arthropoda; Insecta; Hymenoptera; Trichogrammatidae
Product: traB domain-containing protein
Exons: 7
Coding region: 326-1552 (408 amino acids)
Source: RefSeq, a predicted model, not a curated record